AUGUACUUCCGCGUCAACGGCAUCCCCAUGUUCCUCAAGGGGGCCAACCUGAUCCCCUUCCACACGGUGCGGACCCAGGUCACGCCCGAGCUCAUGAACGGAGUGCUCAAGGCCGCCACUGACGUCCAUUUCAACGUGCUGCGCGUCUGGGGCGGCGGCAUCUACCAGACUGACGCGUUCUACACCGCCUGCGACAGGCUGGGCCUGCUGGUCUGGCAGGAGGCCAUGUUUGCGUGUGCCAUGUACCCUGCUGACACCGCCUUCCUUGCCGAUGUCCGCGAGGAGAUGCGGGAGCAGGUGCUGCGCAUCGGCCACCAUCCCUCCGUCGCCCUCUGGGGAGGCAACAACGAGAACGAGGCGGCGUUUGGCUGGUUCAGCGAGUCCCGUAACGACCGCGCCUUCUACCAGAAGGAUUACGUGAAGCUCUACUUUGACACCGUCGGUGACGAGAUUGUCAAGCUGGACCCCGAGCGCCCCUUCAUCGACUCGUCCCCCGCGAAUGGCCCCUUCUACCCGGGCGCCACCGCCGAGGGGAAGCUGCCCAUGAGCCUCGACGAGGUCCUGCGCACCAAGCGCUGGGGCGACGCCGGAGGCUCCAAGUUCGGCGACAUGCACUUUUACGAGAACUACAAUGACUGCACAGCGCCGGGCGUGGUGCCUGUCGCGCGCAUCAUGUCUGAGUUUGGCUGGCAAAGCGAUGCGCCCUUCUUCUCCAUCAAGUCUGUGACGCCGGCCCAGGACUGGGACACUUGGGCCGAGACUGCACAGUACCGCCAGCGCUGGCUCUCGGACGGCACCCGCCUGAAGGUCCUGCAGAUGGGCAAGGUGUUCGGCGGCCUGCCCAGCCACAACUUCAUGGCCAGCGAGCCCCAGCAGAAGGCUAAGCUGUACUCGGAUUAUAUCUAUCUGCGCCAGGUGAUGCAGUCCGUGUGCUACGACCACACCAUUUCCAUGAUGCGCCGCAACAUGCACAACCCGGCCAAGAUGUCGAUGGGCACCCUCUACUGGCAGCUCAACGACGGCGCCAGCUGGUCGUCCUUUGACUAUGAGGGCCGCUGGAAGCCGCUGCACCACGCCCUGUCCCGCGUUUACGCGCCCCUGCAGCUGCAGGCCUUCGUGCGCCCCGAGGACGACACCGCCGCCGUCCUGCUCUCGUACGACGAGGCGGCGCCCCUGCCGGCGGGCGUGGCUGUGGAUGUCUACCUGCACUCGCUGUCUGCUGGAAACGCCCCUGCGAGCGCAAACGCGACCGCCGCCUGCCUGGCCGGCGAUGACGACUCCGCGCCCAAGGCCCUCGUCGGGUCCUUCAAGGUUGAUGCCGGCGAGGUCCUCACGGCCAAGCCAUCCUGGUCGCUGCGCGUGGACGAGGUCCUGGCCAAGCUGCCCGGCUGCGGCCGCGGCACGUGCUUCCUGCGCGCCGUAGCCCGCGAGGCGGGGGCUGGCGGCGUGAAGGGCGCGCGGGCGAGGGGCGGGCAGUACGGCCUGCUCGGCGCGGCCAACGGCAGGGGCAGGGACGUGGACGUGCAGGAGGCUGUCCUUUUCUUUGACAAGUUCAACUCACUUGCGCUUCCCGAGGUUAGCGUGCGCCCCCACUCCUUCAAGAAGGUCGCCCCCAAGACCAUCGAGUUCCAGGUCACCGCCGCCGGCGGCGCCGCCGCGCACGCGUUCUGGGACGCCGCGCCCGCCGGCCGCUUCAGUGUCAACGGCGUCCAGGCGCUGCGGCCGUGCGCGCCGCUCGCGGUCAGAUUCGAGGCCGCCGAUGAGGUCGAGGUUUCGGACCUCGAGAGCAGCCUGACGAUCUGGACGAUCAACGGCGCGCUGCAGGGCAAGCAGCGGGCGCCGCUGCUGGGCGUCGCGGGCAGGGACGUUGCGGCUGCGCGCAGGGCGCCCGUGCGCCCCUCGCGCCGCAUGAUGCUCGCCGUCUGA
Messenger RNA from Monoraphidium neglectum, 1926 nucleotides. RefSeq names its product beta-mannosidase. The transcript has 11 exons. Gene Ontology annotation, biological process: glycoprotein catabolic process. The coding region runs from base 1 to 1926 and encodes 641 amino acids. Gene Ontology annotation, molecular function: beta-mannosidase activity. The record is from RefSeq and is a predicted model, not a curated record. Lineage: Eukaryota; Viridiplantae; Chlorophyta; Chlorophyceae; Sphaeropleales; Selenastraceae.